Messenger RNA from Betta splendens (Siamese fighting fish), 4311 nucleotides. RefSeq lists its product as uncharacterized. Gene Ontology annotation, biological process: proteasome-mediated ubiquitin-dependent protein catabolic process; negative regulation of translation; protein polyubiquitination. The record is from RefSeq and is a predicted model, not a curated record. Gene Ontology annotation, molecular function: translation repressor activity; ubiquitin protein ligase activity; protein binding. Bases 807 to 3458 code for a protein of 883 amino acids. The transcript has 3 exons. NCBI's taxonomy places the organism in Eukaryota, Metazoa, Chordata, Actinopteri, Anabantiformes, Osphronemidae.
UGUUAGGCCUUAAUACCAACCAGUGAAGGACUGCAUUAAGGUUAAAGCCAAACACUGAAGCUCUGCAGAAUUUAACAAGAAUUACAGGGAAAAUGAUAAAAAAUUAUCUUAACUCAUUUUUUAUGCACACCUCGAGUCUGAGCCUUGAGAUGUGAACCACUUAUUAAAAUACUUAAUAGGCGCGCACACGAACACAUUGCACAGAUCGAGCAUAGAGGUCAUAGAGAGAGAAUAUGUUUAGCUUUAGUCUGCAGCAAAUAAAAAGAUCCUAAUAGACUUCAACACAUCAACCAGUUGAGAGCUGAAGGAUGUUUAGAAGUCAACUGAAAUGCAGAACAGGCACAUAUUUAGUGCAGGUUAAAUUUGUCUUAUAAGGAAACAGUUACAUCACAUUUAACAGUCAAACGCAUUAAAGAUUUUUCUCGAAUAAUUAUUUGGAAAUUUAUGAAUGAACAUGCGUUGAUUAAUGCUGUUUUUUUAUUAUGUGGUUGAUAGAUAGUGUUAAUAUAUAACUGUGGUCACACACUGUGCUUGAUGGAUAUAACGUUUAGAGAGAUGCUGGAUGUGAAUGGUAAAGGGCACAGCUGCAGUGAUCCACAUGUGAUCAGAAACAUGGAUAAAGUUUUGAGCUAAAACAACAGCAAAUACUGGAGCUGGCUUGGCGGUCUCCUAGCAACAGCCAAUAAGAAGGUAGAUGACAGAGGCAGGGUCAGGUGUGGAAGGUAAAAGUGAGAGGAGGGGAUGUGGUAGUGAGGAGCGGAGCGUGGGGCUGCUGCGUCACUGACUGCAGUAUAAAGAUCAUAAAGAUGUUUGUGGGAUCUCCUUUGGGCAGCAGUCCCACCUCUCCCAUCCCAGGCAACAGCCCCAGUCCUGAUUUUCAGUCCGACAGUCCAUCCCCGGCUCUCCUGUCCCACUCCCUUCCAUGUUGGGCCACACAAGCACAAUGUGACCUGGCUCGAGCAGAGGCAGAGUUGCGUCAACUCCAAGCGCGUCACACAACGGAGACCGAGUCUGUUAAGAGGGGGGUAGAGCGCGCCGUCCUAGGGGCGCGCAGAGAGGAGCGGCGCCUGCUGGAACGGGUGCAGCAGGACCAUCGGGACAUGGAGCAGCACCUGGAGCAGGUCCAGAGGGAGAACUUGGCCGCGGCGCGGGUCAGCCAGUCUCUGCUGGACCAGAGGCUUCGCAAACUGGGCCAACUUCAACAGCAGAUUCAAGAAGUGGGUCAGCAAUCCGCUCAAGAUGCUGCAGACCACAACCUGCUACUGAAAGCCAUCACAGAGCUGCUCCAACCCUGGGAAAUAUCUGUGUCCUUAAAGAAAGUGAACUUUAAGCCCAGUUCCCAACCUAAUGCCGUCAUUUUCGGAGACAUUCGUGUGCAAGAGCAAAGUCUGUCUCUGCACGGUGGAGGCUGUGGACCACAGGGACGGAUGUGUGCUCUUCAUUCGCAGGAGAUGCAGAGUGAACACACAAACCACCAGGAUGCUGCAGGAGAGAAGAGCAGCGCAGCACAUGUCUGCACCUCACCAACAGGCAGAGCUGUAACAAAGAUCAGCCUCUCGGCCCACAGUGACCUGGAGACGGAGGAGGUACAAAAGCUCUCCUCAGCAAAAAUAUGUGACUGGCUACCAAAGUGUGACCAGUCACAGUGGGAGCCAUCUCAACAUGAGGUGGAUUCAGCCUUGUUUCAGCCACAGGGUGAGGAUAUACUUUUGGCUGUCCCUAUGCAUCAAAAUAUGAAUACCGAAGGCAAGGAACACAAAAUGAGUCAUACUAGAAAAUUUUACUCUCCCAGGAACCAAAGGAAGUCACUUAAUGUGGCGUCUGGCAGGAAGUUCUCCCCCUCACCCGAACGGCGACAAGAGCACACUAAGCUAACUCACUGCCUGAAUUUAGACAUUCUGAAGGAAGACAAAAGUCAAGAGUCCAACAGUAGACGCCUGAGAUACAGCAAUAAUGUCCUAACGUAUCCCCGAAUGACUCAACGAGAGCCUCUAAUCAGCCAGAGCUGCCUCGAUCUCUACUCCAGGGGUCGCAUUCAUUGCCUCAGCCAGUCGUCUGACGAACACUCCCUAGGUACGUUGGGUGACUCUGGCCGAGCCCCAUCCCCAACGGACAGCCUUGACUCGAGCUAUACCUUCAUUGUUAGUGACUCUAAUAGCUACAGUGCAAACAGGGGCUCUUCAAAUUUCAACUGCCGUCGAUCAAAGUCUUCAGUGGACUUGACGCACAAGACACACCCUCUGAUUAGCAGUGGAACAAACCAGCAUGUUGGAGCGUGGAGGGUGAAGUAUAGCAACUCCAACUCAAUGUCAAGCUCCACAGCAACAUCCCCCACUCUCAGCAGGGGGCAUAAGGCCUCUGGCGCAGGACAUGUCUGUUCAAACUCUAGAGGUUAUGAUGUUCUGCACCAGCCAAAAACAGAAAUCCCAGAGACUGGUUCAAAACACCCUUGGGAGGCCAGGUUGUUAUCCAUGUCUCUUACAGAUGGUGCCACCCAAGAGUCAAAAAGAGGAAGAGGAGACCCAGCUCUGGUGGAGCUGGAAGAGGAAGGAGACCCAACAGGGUUCAACCCCAGGAGUGUCCAGCUUAUCAGACAGUUUGGGAAGCAGGGUUCGGGUCGGGCUGACUUCACCCUACCAAGCGGUCUCCAUGCCACAGCACAGGGCCAGCUCUUUAUAGUAGACUGUGGAAAUGCACGUAUCCAGGUGACUGACGCUGUGGGUAACAUUCUUCAGCAAGUGACGUCCCCAGCUUCUGAUGGCUCAGCUAGAAGAUGCCGGAAUUACUUUGAUAUUGCAAUCAGUGCUAAGGGCCUGAUUGCACUAAGCUGUGCAGCAGAACGAGCCCUGCUUGUCUUCAACCGGCAUGGCCGCCUGCUGCAAACCUUUGGAGGUUCCGGUCCAGGCUCUGGAAAAGACGACCUCGAGGCUCCCAGGGGUGUGACGGUAACCAGGUUGGAUGAAUUCCUGGUGGCUGACAUCAGAAAAGGUACCCUCAUUGCCCUAAAGCUCGACCCUAAGACAGGAUACCGUCUGGAACGCACAGUGGUGACUGGGUUUCACCGUCCAUACUUGGUAGCGACUUGCUUGACCUCAGGUAUGAUAGCGGUGUCUGAAAGGGGCAACGAAAUGGGUCGUGUGCCCUGUAUCAAAGUGCUAGAGCCAGGCUGGAACACAGUGAGAGUUCUGGGUGUGUGUGCUGGCAUGGGCCCGGUCCUAGCGUGUCCCUGGGGCAUCUGUAUGGACGAAGAUGGUAAUGUGCUUGUAGCGGACUGGGGGGAGCAGCACAGAGUCCUCUUGUACCCAGCACAAGGAGUGGGCUGGCCGUUAAUAACCCAGGGCUUGAGUAGCCCGCGUGGCCUCACCCUGCUCCCCGGGGGGCAACUAGCUGUGUCCGAUAGCAUGAACCACUGCAUUAAGGUAUACCAGUACAAGAUGGUAAGGGGCUACACAGAGUGAGUUGUUGUUUAACACUGUGGUGAGGUCUCAAAUAACCUGAUGUACGGUAUAUUUUUUACCUGGGCAGUUUUCCUGCUGCCUAUGUGUCACUACUUAAACAUCGAGACCAUUAAUGUAUUGAUUUAAGGUGGGUUUGCAUGCCCUCUCUUUUUCAGUGUUGCUUUUUUGAUGUGUAGAAAUAAGACACAUUUGACUGUGACUGACGUUACAAACUCCUGCAAAUUGUACAUUUUUUCGCAUUGCCACUGAUCUAUAGUGACAAUGACUCAAGCUUGGUGGCGCCUUUCAAUCCUCCCACUCCCUUCUUUCACCAGCAGCAUCUCCACCUCUCUUUGAUGGAUUCUGUAUUUAACACAUGAAUAUGCUGAUGCUGGAAAGCUCAGAGUGGAUGAAUCAUCUGCAGAGGAACCAGACUUCCAUCCAAACUCUUCUCUGAAGGUGUCUGUUCACAGCAGAUGUUUAAUUCGGGAGGCCAACGCUUAUUUUAGAUCAGGCAGGGGUAUGAAUGACGCUUCCACAGAGUGGUUCAUUUGUGGGAUACUUUCCACUUCAAUGUUAUUUACCAUGAAAUUAUAGUCAGCUUGUUAUCCUUUUGUUUAAGACAUGACAUCUCAGAAUCUGCAACAGUGGGUGUGGCUGGAAACAUAAACCUUUUUUUGCUUUUUUUCGUUUGUACAUUUAUUAAAUAAAGAAAUUAUACUAAGUGACAAACAAGCUACUGUGGUACUUGUGAAAUAUUAAAUAAAAAUUAUUGGUUGAUAUUUUGUGGGCUUAUUCAUAGUUCUUUCAUUAGGCUUGUUUGAUCAAAUGCCAAAAUAAAUCAAGUAAAUCUUUGCAUCAUCAAGUCUUUCAU